CGCUUCCCUUCUCUCCUCACAUUACCCCCGGCCGCACCACCCCCUUCUUCUCCAACCUCUUGCAGCUGCAGACACAAUCGUUAAAUCGCGAUCACCGCAGCAAGCCAUGUCGUCGCAGCGGCCCGGCCGUCACCAGCGGAGGGCGUCGCAGAGCGUGUUCGUGCUCCCGGAUAACUUCGCCGACCUCGACGACGUGCCGGCCGGCGCCGGCGGCGCCGGCGAGGACGGCCGGAAGGGCGCCGCCGCGACGGCGGACGCGGCCGGCGGGCAGCAGCAGGCUCGCCCAUCGCCGGCGGCGCGCCACCGGAGGGCGAUGUCGGUGGCCGUGGCGUCGUCCAGGGAGCUGGAGAUGAUCAAGGAGGACAUGGGCAGCUACAAGAUCGGCGCCUGAUGCAGCAUCGAUCGCACACACAGGGGCGCCGUGCUUAGUACUUGCGGCUAAAUCGUCAUGUGUAUGGCCGGUUAAUUUUCGUGGUUAAGCGCGGCACGCGUCGCGUCAACCGAUGUCUCGCUUGUUCUCUCUCUUCUUCUUCUUCUUCUUCUUCUUCUUCUUCUUCUUCUUCUUCUUCUUCUUCUUCUUCUUCUUUUCUCUCUUUUGGUGAGGACAUGUAAGAUGGGAGAUGUAAUAUUAUGCUUCCUUUUUCCACACGAUGACUGAAUGAAUCACUAAAAUGUGUGAACUCUA
This is a messenger RNA of Oryza sativa Japonica Group (Japanese rice), 685 nucleotides long. RefSeq lists its product as uncharacterized. NCBI's taxonomy places the organism in Eukaryota, Viridiplantae, Streptophyta, Magnoliopsida, Poales, Poaceae. The record is from RefSeq and is a predicted model, not a curated record.